AUUAAUCAGCGAACCUAUAAGUAGAUGGAAAUUCAUUACAUUUGAAUAGUUAAGAAGUUUAAGUUUGUGUAAAGAGAUCUGAGACUUAACAGGAUCAAUGGCGUGGUAUAAAUAUUUCUCUGUGGAAGUACCUUUACUUUUUUUAAGUUUCUCCAUGAUAUUGCAAGGAUCUAUUAGUACCAACCUUUACAUGUACAGAACAUGCUACACUCUACUGGGAUAUCCAGAAGCAGAUUGCGCCCAAUUAGGAAAUAAUGUAAACAAUAUUACUAAAGUAUUAGAACCAAAAGUACAACCAACUGUUAAUUAUAUCAAUAUGGUGCAAAAUACAAUUAACAAUAUAUUUCCUGUAUUCGUUUGCAUGUAUGUGGGCACAUGGUCAGACAAGUUUGGAAGGAAGCCAUUCUUGUUAUUAACUAUUUCAGGUAUUAUUUUGAGUAAUAUAAGCAAUACUAUUAUAGUAUAUUUUAAAAACGCUUCAACUUGGUGGUUUAUUGUAUCUGGACUCCCAUCGUUAAUAUCUGGUGGUUUCGCUUCACAGUUUAUUGUGAUUUCUGCAUAUUUAAUAGAUGUUUCAACAGAAAAAGAUAGAGCUAUAAGACUGUCUGCAUUUGAAUUGAUCAUGGGAGCUUCUUCUUUUGUUGGGAAUAUGGUAUCAGCUCGUAUAUUAUACGCUACCAGUUAUGAAGCUAUUUUUAUGAUUGCAGUAGGAUUACAAAUUUUUAGUCUAAUCUAUACAAUAUUUGUCAUACCAGAAUCUGUCAAGGCAGAAAAGAAGCUUAAACAGAUACCGAAUUUUAAAGAUAUCUGGGACAAUAUUAACUUCAAACAAAUCAUACAGGAGUCGUUUAGAAAACGAGAAAAAAAUAUCAAUGUCUUUCUGUAUUCAUUUAUAGCAGUAACCUUUAUAUCAGGUUUUGCCAUGGGUGAAAUGCAAGUGAGCUCUUUAUAUUUAAGAGCAAAAUUAAGUUGGACUCUGAGCCAAAUCAAUUUAGUAGGCAGUAUUACUAGUGUUGGAAUGAUGAUUGGGACAAUGUUGGGAACUUUUCUCUUAUACAAAACUUUUAAAAUCAAAGAGUUACCAUUAGCUUUGUUUGCUGUUGCUCUGGCGAUGGUUAGUAAUGUGCUGCGUGGGAUAGCUACAAACGAUAUUUACAUAUAUGCUGCAAACGCUGUUAAUAUUUUUAAUGGAGUGACUAUGUUGAUGUGGAGGACUGUCAUGUCUUAUAUGCUUAAACCUGAUGAAAUGGGAAAAAUAUUUGCUCUUAUGAAUAUCCUUUCUAGCCUGAUCAACGUAUUGUCAAGUCUUGCAUAUCCAGCAGUUUAUAAUGCAACUUUAGACACGAACAGUGGAAUAUAUAAUUUUAUGACCUGUGCCGUAAAUGGCGUCGUUUUUAUUUCAAUAUUAAUUUUAUCGACACUGAAAAUUCCUAGAGUGGAAAUGCCACCACCGUCAUCAGCAGAAGAAGAGAAUCAAAGGCAACUUAGUAUAAGUAUAAACACUUUCGAAGUUCUAAGUAUUGACCAGAAACGAGGCAGUAAGAGGAUUAGCUUACCAAUAGACACCAGGAUUAUUACGGAUCAGCUUAUGUAGUGUAAAUAUUUAUUUGUUUCCAGUGAUUUAAGUUAAAUCCCGUAUGCCUAUGUUAGUCAUUUUGUACGAACGUUAGACAUUUGUAUUUAUUAAAAUACAAAAAAACUAUCAGUAUACGAAUCUAGGUCAAAUAAUCCCACAAAAAAUCCCCACAAAUAAUCCCCACGAAUUAUUAUUCCAAGACAAAUAUUCCCGGAAAAAAAAUCCCCACAAAAAAUUCCCGUCAAAUAAUCCCCACACUUUUUUUGGACAAAAUAUCCCCACAAAAGAUUCCGGACAACACAUCCCCAAGAAAUAUUUGCGCUUCCGAACAGUUCUCAAAAGUAUUCCCGUACGUCAGUCAACGGGAGCAAGAAUAGGAUAUUAUCUCCGAAUUCUAUCCUACUGCAUGGAUUUUAAUGAAAUUUUGGGUCUAGCCUCUAUUUAUCUCCUAAAUCAAAGUCUACCCUACGCCGAUGUGUGCUUUUAUCUUGGGGGUGGUUCUCACCCCUUCUCAGGGGUGGAAAAUUUUUUGGGUAAAAUUAUCACGGAAUUCGCUAGAGAACCUAAUUCUAAGCAAAACCACUACUAUAAUUUUUUUUGACAAUCAAUACUUUUUGAGUUAUUCGUGGUUGAAAAUUGGUCAUUUUCAUUGAAACAUAAUACCUUUUCGAAAGGUUUUUUGCGAAUACCUUAAAAACUAUGCAUCUAACCAAAAAAACUAUAUUCAACAUUUUUGUAAGUUUUAAAAAAACACAGAGACAGUUACUUUUAUAACUCUUCCAGAUAUAAUAAAAAAGAUAUAAAAUAUGGUAGGUGAAAAUAGUUUGUUUUUUGGUACAUUCUCAAAUUGGUGUAUUCAACUUGAACUAACAGAGAAACGGUCGAUAUUAGUUGUACAAUGCUACCAAUAUCUUUUGUAGUGCUUGAAAAGACCUUUAAAAUGAGCUAUAUUAAAGGUCCAUUACGUUAAAACUUAGCGAGAUAUGCUGCAAACAAAAUUGAUAACUAAUGUGUGUUAAGAAAAAAUGGGAAGUAAUUUUAACCCCCAUCCAUUAAAAUUUAAAUGCAUCGUUUUCCUUCUACAAUACCUUUUACUAUAGUGUUAUUUCUAUGUUCAGAAAGUUGGUCGCGUUUAAAAUGAAUGGUUUUAAAAAAAAAAGGUCAAAUUAUAGAGAGCAUUUUAAAUUUUUUUUUUAAAUCUUCCUUUUUCUCCAUGUAACUUGAAAAUGAUAAGAGAUACAGUAACGAAAAAUAAAAAGGAAAUUUUUAUCUAAAAAACCCUACAUUUUUGUGUGGUAUCUUUUUUCGUAUAUCUUCACAGUUUCGGAUUACAUGGAAAAGGAAUAUUUUUAAGAAAAUUUAAAAAUGCGCUCUAUAAUUUGAUAUUAUUCUUUUCAAAAACCAUUCAUUUUAAACCAGUCCAACUUUUUGAACAUAGAAAUAACACUAUGAUAAAAAGUAUUGUAGAAGGGAAACGAUGUAUUUAAAUUCAGAGGGAUGAGGGGUUAAUUAUAGUUCUCAUUCCUUCUUAAAAUACAUUAGUCAUCAACUUUUUUGCAGAAUAUUUCGCUUAGUUUGAAUUUAAUCGACAUUUAGUAUUGUUCAUUUUAAAGGUUUUUUCAAGUACUAUAAAAUUUGUAAGUAUCAUUAUACACCUAAAAUAGACCGUUUCUCUCUUAUUUCAAGUUGAAUACACCGAUUUGAGCAUGCAGCAAGAAAACAAACUCUUCUUACCUACCAUGUCCCUCUUUCUAUUUUAACUAGAAGAUUUAUGAAGAAACGAAUCUCUUUGUUUUUUUAUAACCUACACAAAUAUUUUACAUAGUUUUUUUUGUUAGAUGCAUAGUUUUUAAGGUAUUCACAAAAAUCCGUUUGAAAAGAUGUAAUUUUUCAAUAAAAAUGGCCAAUUUUCAACCACGAAUAACUCAAAAAGUAUCGAGUUGUCAAAAAAUAAUUAUAGAACAGUUUUUGCUUAAAAUUAGGUUCUCUAACCUCUUCCGCGGCUAUUUUAACCAAAACAUGUUUUACUCCAGAGAGGGGGUGGGAACCACCCCCAAGAUAAAAGCCCACAUCGGCAUAGGGUAGACUUUCUUUCAUGAGCUAUUCCCUACUUACUGUGAAAAUAUCAAGUAAAUCGAUGUAGUAGGUUGGCAUUCGGAGCCAAAUACCCUCAUUGACUGCCCUACCGUGAACGUAAUUAGUAACUAGGUACAUUAAUUUCAAUUCUAAUGCCAGAACCAUGCAUUGAGAGGUAAGUUAUACACAUUCUUUCGAUAAUAUGGAGCUUUUUGGCGCUUUUGGGAACAAAUUUAUGGACGCUACUAUUCGAUAUCUGGUUUUAAAAAAAUCGUAAUUGAGGAUCUGUGUGCAUUCAUGAAAUUUUUUUGCGCUAUUACGAAAAAUGUUGCUGGCAUUGAAUUAAAACUGAUAACUAAAUAUUGUUUACGUAAAAUUUACAAAAAAGGAACAGGUUUUUUUGCACUUGUAAUCAUUUUCGUUUUAUCAAAAUUAUCGUUUUCAGGACCAGCAGUUAUCAUCACGAAUAGGCAAUGUUUUGAACAGAGUUAUUUCAAGCAGAGCGAGAAAGAGAUUUAAGUGAAUAAUUAUUAUAAUGUGAUUCUCAUAGCCUUAGCUCGUUCCCCAUAUUUUCCACUAUUUUUAAAAAAACAUAUAUUGUUCGGAAUUUUUUGUGGGGAUAUUUUGUCCAAAAAAGUGUGUGGGCAUUAUUUGGCCGUAUUUUUUUUGUGGAGAUUUUUUGUCCGGGGAUUAUUUAUUUGAGAAUUAUUUGUAGAUAAUAUUUGUGGGGAUUUUUUGUCUGGGACUAUUUUGUCCAGGGACUAUUUGUACGUACACCCAUUAUACAGAACCAUAAAACUAGAAAUGAAAUUAUUAAGAAAUUCACCAUAUAAAACUAGAUUUAAUAAGAUAUAUUAAGGUGUGUUUCAAUUGGCAGAUUAUUCUGUUUUAUAUUUUGUAUUGUGUAGCCUAUUGUGUCCAAUAUUGGAUAUGCGCAGCUUCUUGUUGUGUCUACUUCCUCCUGUGUAAUAAUGAAAUACCAUAGUGUUGUACCAUUCUUUAUUAAUAAUUUAUAAUUUUAGCAUCUGUUAAUUUCUCAUUCAAUCUGUGUCCAUUUUCUACUUCUUGUUCUUCUUCUUUUGGUACGGUACGUUAUAAAGCGUCCGUGCUGGUUGAAUUAUGUAUAAUGUAUAAGGAUCCUUCUUCUGAUCUGUUUAUUCUUGAACUGAUAGCAUGUAUAUAUGUCGCACCAGUUUCUUAUGUCUCUGAAUCAUGAGUCGCUUGCGACCUGGUCACCUCCGACCUACAAUUUUGCCCAUUAGAAUGGUUUAUAAAAGUUUAUAUUUGUCGUCUCUUAAAAUAUAGUCUAGAUAAAUGUCUUUUCGCCAUUUAACGAUGUCUGGAAGAUCUUUUUUGGUUUUAGCCCUUUGUAACACCUCUUCAUUGGUAGUUUUAAGCAGCCCAUGAAGUUUUAAGCAACCUUCUGAGACACCACCUUUCAACCGUUUCAAUACGGUUAACCGAACUUACUUUAAGUGUACAGGUCUCGCUACCGUACAUUACUAGGUUUGUUCCAACUCGAUACAAAACCGUUCUUGAAUCGUUACGCGCAUGGGUAAUAACGAAUAAUUAUGCUCAAUAACACAUUUUUCGUUACUGCGCAUACUCGUAACCGUGCAAGAACGGUUUUCGUGAAGGGUUGGAACAAACCUACUGUUUAUAUACAGUGGCUCACAGCUUAAAUGGUGCAGUCGCUACUCAAUAAAACUAGCUUGUGUCAGUGGCUCAAUAUUUAUUAGAAAAAAAUUACAUACUGAAAUUAAAUGACUAGGGGAAGGGGGGUAUGAUGGGGUAGCUAAGGAAAAUAACAAAAAUACAACAUAAUUACUACGUUUAUUACUAUUACUAAUUGAUGGCACGUUACGUCAUUAAUCUAACUAUGAUUUGGUACAAUCUUUGGAAAAUCAACCUAUCACAUUUUUCAACAAUUAGCCAUUAAUAAGAACAUUAUGAAAAACCAUCUUGCCCCAUACUAUGGGGUAUGAUGGGGUAAUGGAAUUGGGGCAUGAUGGUGAUGCUAAUUAAUUCUCACAAAACAAACAAAAAUGUGUAUUUGCUCCAGAUCUUCAUUGUCCACCCUAGCACAAGCAUUGUGAGCUCAACAUCCACAGAUCUGGCAGCCUACCCAGGGUUAUCUAAAAUAAUAAUCCAAUGUUAUUUAUUAAGAAAUUUAAAUUAACCCAGACUUACCACCAAUGUCCCAUCAUACCCCGCACCCAAUACCCCAUCUUGCCUCAAAAGGUAACUUUGAACAAAAAAAAAAUUCACUAAUUAAAUGUUUAACGUAUUCACACAAACAAUAUGCCAUUAUCAAAAUAAGAAUACUAGUAAACAACGAUAAAAAAAGACAUUAAUGAGGUGAUCAUAAUUACCUUAAAAUAACGAUGGUUGUCCUUGCACAAAAUUAGAUCAACGGAUCGCUAAAACAGUUUUCCGUUUGUAAACAAAAAACGCGUGCACUCUCAUUCACGGUUUCUCUUGCAGGGACCGUUAGUCGAAUGACUCUUCCUAUUGAGUUACUGCAUGCUAUUCACCAACGUGUAGUUUCUUGUUUGUGUGCGGUACCCCGUCUUACCUCGAGACCCCGUCAUGCCCCCAUUCCCCUAUAGGUCUUUUAAAGUACCAUAAGCUAUUUUUGGAUUACAACAUAAAUAUACCAUACUUAAAUAACAACAAAUAUUUAAUUAUCUUACGUAUGCUUUUGAUGUCACGGCUAAAAUAAUGCAAACUGUAAAACAAGAAAACUAAUAAAGAAAACAAACUCGACACAUUGAAAAAUGAUUGCUAAUAUUUUAUAGGUCCUCUCUAAUUAUCAAUUACAGCCUGUAGCCGUCUAGGCAUUGAUUCGGCCAACUUUCUAGUAUACUCUGGGGAAAUUGUGUCCCAAGCUUCAGUAAUUUUUAGUUUCAAUUUAUUUCUAUUUGAUAUUGGGGCACUAUUUACUUUAUAAUUAAUGCCAACCACAAAUUUUUAAUAACUUCCAAAUCUGGUGAUUGGGCUGCUGUUUUAAUGACACUUUGGUAAUCAUAAAGCAACCAAUUACGAACCCGAUAUGACCCAUAACACGUGUAUUUUGAAUCGUUAUACUAAUAAAACCGGUAAAAUUGUUAUUGAUACCUAAUUUUUGAGCACUAGCAGCAAGAUGCUGCCUUAGUAUAUCCAAAUAUAUAUAUUGGUUUACAUUCCCUUCAAUAAAAUAAGUGUUACCUACUCCUGCAGACGACAUACUUCCCCACAUCAUCAACCCACCUCUUACGUACUUUUUUACUUAUACCUUCCAUACUUUUUAAUUUUAGUUCUUCAUUCGGCUUUCUUCACGCCAAUAUUUUUCCAUCGGUUGUUCCAAACAAAUUAUUUUCACCAGUUUUGUUCACAAGUUUCGUUUUAUCAGCAAAUAUUACUAAAUUCCAAAAGUUCGAAACUUUGUCAAUAUGCUAACUGGUGAACACAAGUCUAAUACGCCUAUUUCUUUGGCUAAUAAUAGGUUUAUUUGUAGCAGUUCUACAAUAUCGAUUAUUCUUUUAUAAUAUUUGUCUAAUUGUUUCAGGGUUACAUAUUUUUCAAAAAUGUCUUUUCAAUCGCAUCUCGCAAUUUUGGUGCAAUUUUCUGGCAUAAUUUGCCAUUUCUCUAACAAUCCAUGUGUCCUCACGUUCGCUAAAAAUCAUGUUUGCAACUAACCUUCAUUUAUUUUCCAAUCUAUUGUCAUUUCGGUAAUGUUAAAAAAUGUGCUGAUCUGUUGACAUUUAUUUACAAUUUUGGGUAUGUAUCUGUGGCUAUAGGCAUUAAUUUCGAUGGCAAGUAAUAAUUAAAUUUAUUUCACAAGUCGUAGUUUGGCCACCCAUUCUUGAAUAAUUCUGUUACUUUCCGAUUAAAUACUUUGUAAUCUCAAAUUAAACAUAAAAAUAACUGCAAUAUGAAUUUACUGCAAUGCCUACUUAGCAAAUUUCAAAUUGAUAAGUUGUGUAAUGAUUCAUCUUAUCAUCAUCAUUUUAGCUGUGAUAUAAAAAUCAUACAUAAAAUAAAUGAAUAUUUUAAAAUUAUUGAAGUAUGGUGGAGGAAUAAUAAAACAAGUGAAAUAAAGAGGGUACAAAAUGGGCAAUAGAGAGAUAAAAAUACUCUGUUACGCUGAUGACACCGUGUUAGUAGCAGAGUUCGAAGACGACCAACAAAGAUUAUUGCAAGAGCUCAACAUUAACGCUAAAGAAAUGAAUAUGAAAAUAUCAGCCCAAAAAACCAAAAGCUUAGUAAUUGCCAAAGAACCAAUAAGAUGCAAAUAGACAUUCAAAUUAUACAACAAGUAAUGACUUUCAAAUAUCUGGGAAUGAAUCUAUCAGCCGACAACAGUAUCAAAGAAGAGGUAAAAGACCAAACAAUUAAAGCAAGUAGAACGGCCGGAUGCCUAAACGACACAAUUUGGACAAAAACAAACACCUAAGAUUGGAAACGAAGGCCCAAAUACAUGUAUAUGUAAGUCCGUUAUUAGGCCAGUUAUGACUUACACGGCCGAAACAAGACCAGAUACAAGCAAAACACGAAGAAAUCUGGAAACCAACGAAAUGAAGACCUUAAAAGGAUUGCUGGAAAAUGACUUCAGGAUAGGGUAAGAAGUGAGGAAAUCAGACGCAUAUGUGGGGUAGAAAAUAUAAAUACCUGGGUAAAGAACAAAUAAAAGUAGAAUGAGCAGACAAGCAGGACGUCUGAAUCAAGGAUAGUAAGAAUAGCCAGUGACAAGUCACCGUUAGGCAGGAGAAAUAUAGGACGCGCAAGGAAAAGAUGGAAUGACAACUUAGGGGCAGAAUGAAAGGCACCGUUGAAGAAAAAUAGGUCGUACUACCUAUAUAAAAGAAUAAGAAGAAGAAGAAGAAGAAAGGUGUAUUUGAAAUACCAAAAAAUAAUAUAAAAGGAAAGAUUCCCUCUCAUUGGCUGUAUACCAUAAAAAAAAUUAUUAAAGAAGUAAAAAUUUUCCUUUCUAGAUGGUAUAUAAUUUAUUUAAAAUUUUUUCUAAAAAAGAUCCAAGUUGGACUUAAAGUGGGUACAUCACUGGUACGAUACAAACAAACGUUUUCGGACUAAUCAAUCCAUCAUCAGGUUAACAUUCCAGAUCCAGAUUCCAGAUUCCAGAGUUGAAACUAGCUACUGUGGUAGGUCGAAUUACCUCACCAGUAUAAAAAAUAAGCCAUUUCGGCUACAUCGAGAGUGACAAUAAGUCGAUGAUACAAGAUUUAAGUGUAAUUAACCCAAAAUGGGGUCUUCAUCUUACCUACUACAGUAGCUAGUUUCAACUACUUUGGAUCUGGAACUUUAACCUGAUGUUGGACUGAUUAGUCCGAAAACGUUUGUUUGUAUCGUACCAGUGAUGUACCCACUUUAAGUCCAACUUGGAUCUUUUUUAGACAAAAAAAUUUUUAAAAUAAAUUAUAUACAUACCAUCUACCUACAAAGGAAGACUUUUAGUUCUUUAGUAACCAAAAAAUAGCUUAUGCUAUUUUAGAACACUUAUAGUAACUUAAUUUCGGUAUGCAAUUUUUUUUAAUAAAUACUGAGCCAGUGGCACAAGCUAGUAUUAUUGAGUAACGACUGCAUCAUUUAAGUAUGAGCCACUGUAUAAGUAGCAGUUUAGGAUGCAGAUUUUUUCAGGGCUUCUUAUAAAAUGCAUUGCAGAUUUAUAGAUUUGUAGAUUAAAUCGAAACACUGAAGAUGUAAUGGUUGAUUAAAUACUAGAUAUAUUUUCUUGGUAAUCUAAGAAGCUGAUGAAUGAUCUACAUAUCAUUGUAUUCUCUGUAUCCUAUUGUUGUAUGUUUGGAAUUUGUAUCUGGAAUUCUAUAUCACAGUACGUUUUGGCUAUAAAAUUCUAGUAUUUGUUUACUGAUUUAUAUGUACCUAUCUACAAAUCUCGCUUUUCUAUUAAGGCUAUAUACAAAAUGCAAAUUGGACCGCACCUUAAAAUUUCCUAUAAAAUGUAUUAUAUUCUUCGACUAUAAUUCGAAGUCCCUAUUUACUGUAACCAAGUCAAUUUAGCUUUAUUAAUCUGUAGAGAUUACGAAGAAAGUAAUGGACCGACAAAUUUGGUCAAUUAGUAAUUUUAUUAUGGUUAACAACAAAAACAACUUGAAACAGUAAAUUUUAGUGUUUAUUCUGUAUCGUGUAUACAUUUUUUUUAUUUAUAAAAAACUAUUGAAUCUCUUAGGAAUUGUAUAAACAAUAAUUGUAUAUUCAUCGCCUGUAAGGUUUAUAAUAAAUUAUUUAAUAAAUGUGUCUAUUAACA
This is a messenger RNA of Diabrotica virgifera virgifera (western corn rootworm), 9917 nucleotides long. RefSeq names its product proton-coupled folate transporter. Lineage: Eukaryota; Metazoa; Arthropoda; Insecta; Coleoptera; Chrysomelidae. The coding region runs from base 98 to 1594 and encodes 498 amino acids. Gene Ontology annotation, biological process: transmembrane transport. The transcript has 7 exons. Gene Ontology annotation, cellular component: membrane. Gene Ontology annotation, molecular function: transmembrane transporter activity. The record is from RefSeq and is a predicted model, not a curated record.